GGGAUGCGGAAAUGACGUAUUUUGUUUACAUGCGUACUUGAGGAGUGAUCUUUUACAGACGUAAAAACACAAAACCUUAUUUCUAUUAUAAAUACUAUCGCAAACAAGUAUGAAUAAUCCACCGUGGCCCAAUGGUAAGAAGGUUGUUCACUUGGAUUUGAAAGGUGCACCUCCGAAAGUGGAAUACAUUUACCAGCUGAUAGAAUGCUUUUCGAGGCUGGGUGCAGAUGGCCUGCUUGUCGAAUAUGAGGACAUGUUUCCUUAUGAGGGAGAGCUGACACUAUUGCAAGCCACAGCACAACCUGCAUACAGCCGAGAUCAGAUAUUAUCCAUACAGAAAGUUGCAAAAUCUAAAGGUAUGGAGAUCAUCCCACUUGUGCAGACCUUUGGCCAUAUGGAGUUUGUGUUGAAGCAUAGGCCCAUGUGGAACCUGAGAGAGCUGUCAAACUGUGUGGGCACCCUCAAUCCCCAUAAGGAAGAAGGAUUUAAGAUUGUGGUGGAAAUGCUGAGCCAGGUGGUGAAGCUCCAUCCAGGUCUAAAGACACUGCAUAUAGGUGCAGAUGAGGUGUACAUGUUGGGUGAGGGUGAGCUUUCAAAAGUCUGGUUGGCUUCACCCGGACGCACCGUGGAACAGCUAUUCUUGAGUCACGUCGCAUCUGUGGUCAAGUACAUCAAGGAAACGUGGCCUCAUAUGACCAUCAUCAUGUGGGAUGAUAUGAUGAGGGAUAUGAGUCAGGACACGUUGAAAGCUAGUGGUAUUGUAGGACUCGUCCAACCAAUGUUGUGGGAUUACACCCCUAAUCUGGAUGUGAAGAAAACCGUGUCACUGCUGGAGAAGUACUCCAGUGCCGGUAUGCAAGAUAUAUGGGCGGCCAGCUCCUUUAAAGGUUCCACCAGCGUUUACACCAAUGUACCCAGCACACAGAGACAUGUCGAUAACCAUUUGCAAUGGUUAAAAGUGGCUGCGUCGAUGCCCGCUGGUUUAAACGUUAGGGGUAUUGCCAUGACAGGCUGGCAAAGGUAUGACCACCUCUCCGUGUUGUGUGAGCUCAUGCCUGUGGGUCUUCCGUCACUAGCAGCCUGUCUCCAGACACUCAUCCAUGGCCAGUUUAGUCCUGAAGUUCAAAACAAAGCCAUUAAAAUGUUGGGUAUCGCUUCUGUGGAGGUAGAAGCCAUGGGAAGUACGUUUGAGGAUGCCACCCUGUUCCCGGGAAGGAGACUAGCAGAGUCAAUUGUGGAUCUGGACUCGCUUCUUUGCCUUGAGGAUCUAAGGUCCUUUGAAAACAAUAUGUAUGUACGAGGAUGGUUCAGUCCUUACCACAGAUCAAGGAUAGCAAACCCUCUCAUCAUUGUGCAGAUUCAGAGUCAAGCAUCAAUGUAUUUGGCUUUGUUGCAACAGAAGGUGGAUGUCGUAAGAGAGGAGAUGGUUAGUCUUUAUCCAGAUUCAACGGCACAAGAGUGGAUAGAUGAACAUGUUAGCCCCGUGAUGGCCCCCCUUCAGAGGAUUUUAGAUGACAUCGCAACAUGCACAGUGGAGAUAGCUCCAUAAAGUCAUUUGCUAAGUGUUUUUGUAAAUUGUAUUUUAAUAAAGACAAUGUACAAGCACAA
Syngnathus typhle (broad-nosed pipefish) is the source of this 1608-nucleotide messenger RNA. RefSeq names its product hexosaminidase d (gene hexd). The coding region runs from base 110 to 1549 and encodes 479 amino acids. Gene Ontology annotation, molecular function: hexosaminidase activity. Gene Ontology annotation, biological process: carbohydrate metabolic process. The transcript has 11 exons. The record is from RefSeq and is a predicted model, not a curated record. NCBI's taxonomy places the organism in Eukaryota, Metazoa, Chordata, Actinopteri, Syngnathiformes, Syngnathidae.